AUGAUCACAUUCGUUCCGCUUUCGGUGCCCUACGCCGCCGCGGCGGGCUCCGAGACGAGCGUCCGCACCAAGCUCGAUCCCGAUGCUGGUUCACAGCCGCAGGAGGAGGAGCAUCCGCGCGCACUCGCAUAUCUGCUCCAGAUGGACGAUGUGCGCGUGCUCAUCGACUGCGGAUCGCCCGAAGACUUCUUCUUCUCCGGUGCAUCCGAACUCGACCUGCCUUCUUCGCACGCAUCGGGCUCAUCCGACGACCAAGCCGAAUCGUCGUCCAUGGCGCAGCAGCGCGACUCCGACCCAGCCUUGCUCGACCUCAGCCAGCUCAAAGCAGCUCCGCUCGAUACGUUGCUGCGCGAGCUGGCGCCCACCAUCGACCUCGUCCUUCUCUCGCAUUCUUCGCUCGACCAUCUCGGCCUCUAUGCGUACGCCUACGCCAAGCUUGGCCUCCGCUGCCUCGUGUAUGCGACCAUGCCCGUGCAGAGCAUGGGCAAACUCACCGUCCUCGAGGCAACACAGACUUGGAGAAACGAAGUCGACAUCGACGCCGAAGAGGCUGCCUCCAACAAAGCCGGCUCCCUCCCCUCCAAGCGAAGAUGCCUCGCUACUACGGCCGAAAUCGAAGACGCCUUCGAACACAUCAAGACGGUACGAUACAUGCAGCCCACCCAUCUCGAAGGCAAGUGUGCCAGUCUUACACUCACUGCGUACAAUGCUGGACACUCGCUCGGAGGCGCCAUCUGGAAGAUCCGCAGCCCCACCUCGGGCACCGUCGUCGUCGCGCUCGACUGGAACCACAAUCGCGAACGCCAUCUCGAUGGCACCAUCCUCCUCUCCUCUUCCGCAGCUGGCCCUGGCAUGUCAUCGUCUGGCAGCGGAGCAGAUGCCGUUCGUCGGCCGGACCUGCUCAUCACCGAGAUCGAGCGCGGCCUCGUGGUCAACACUCGCAGAAAGGAUCGCGAUGCGGCGCUCAUCGAUCUCGUGCACAAGACCAUCCAAUCCGGACAUUCCGUCCUCUUCCCUAUCGACGCCUCGGCGCGUCUGCUCGAGCUCAUGGUGCUGCUCGACCAGCACUGGGCCUAUGCAUACCCGCACGCCCGCUUCCCGCUCUGCCUCAUCAGCCGCACGGGCAAGGAAGUCAUUGAGCGUUCGCGCACCUACAUGGAGUGGAUGACGCGCGAGUGGGCCACAAAGGCAAACGAGACUAUCGAAGCCGACAAGGAUCGUCAGCCCGAUGCGCAUCGCGCCGGACGAGGUGCCCGCAAUGCUGCUGCUUCCUCGCCCCUCGACUUCAAGUACGUCCGCGUCUUCGCCUCGCUCCAACAGAUGGACGAGGCGAUCCCGCAGGAUCAGGCAAGGGUCGUGCUCGCCGUGCCACCCUCCAUGACCCAUGGCCCGUCGCGUCGCCUGCUGGCCCGAUUCGCACGCAACCCAAACGACGCCAUCGUUCUCAUCUCGCGCGGCGAGCCCGGCUCACUCUGCCGCCAACUCUGGGACGCCUGGAACCAGCGCCAGCCCAAGGGAUUCUCUUGGACCAAGGGCAAGCUCGGCGAGGUCGUGUCGGGCGAGGCCACUGUGAGGUAUGAGCUCCAGAGCAAAGUGCCUCUCGAAGGCGAGGAGCUGCGUCUGCAUCUCGAGUCGGAACAAGUCGAGCGGGAUCGACUCGCGCAGCAGAGGGCGCUGCUCGCACGAUCCCGACGUAGGCUCGAGGCCGACGAAGACGAUUCGUCCGACUCGGACAGCGACUCGGACGGAGGCCAGGGCGAGGGCGAGGACAUUUACGACGUUGCACGCUCGGGCGCAGCAGAACCCGGCGGAGAACUCAUCCGCAAACGCCCCUACGGCACCGCAUUUGCCGAAAGCGGCGGCGUCGGCGGCGGUGCAAAUGCCGCGGGCGCGGGUCAGGGUGCCGAUACGAACCAGCUCUCGUUCGACAUCUACCUCAAGGGCAACGCCAGCCGCGCCACGUCGUUCUUCGGCUCCAAGGCCGGCCAAGAGGGUCCAUUCGGGCUGGGUGUGCGCUACCGUCUGUUCCCCGCCAUCGAGCGCAAGAGACUCGUCGACGGAUUCGGCGAGGUAGUCGAUGUGGCGCGCUGGCUCUCGCGACGGCGCGCGCUCGAGGCGGCCGAAUCGGCGGCGGCGGACCCGCUCUCGGCCUCGCCCGAAUCGGCCGCACUCGCAGCCGAAGCGAACCGCAAGAAGCUGCUCGAAGACGAGGCAAAGGCGCAGGCGGCAGUACCGUCCAAGUUUGUGAGCGAGCUUAUCGAGAUCGUGCUCGCAUGCCGCAUCGCGUUCGUCGAGAUGAGCGGCCUCAACGACGGCCGUGCCCUCAAGACGCUCAUUCCGCAGCUGCAUCCGCGCCGGCUCAUCAUGGUCAACGGCGACGCGCCCACGCGCGCCGACAUGCGCUCGGUGCUGCAGGCGAUCAAGACGCUCACGCACGACGUGCACGCUCCGGCCUGGAUGCAGCACGUGCAGAUCGGCGAGGUCACCAAUGCCUACACGCUCACGCUCGGCGAGGGACUCUUGGCGCAGCUCGAAAUGAGCCGAUUCGAGGAGUUUGAGGUCGCGCAUGUGCGUGCGCUCGUCAAGGCGGCGGGCGAUGCUGUCGCCGGCGCACCCGUGCUCGAGACCGAAGCGAGCCUCGCGGAGGACGCAGAAGAGGGGAGCGAGCAGGUCCAGGCACGGGCACUCAUGGAGCUUGCUGACGAGCACGUCCUCCGCUCUGUCGUCCACGACACAACCGAAGCCGAAGCUGAAGCCGAGGCUGAGACCGAUGGCGACGUUGAGCCGGCAAGCAAUCGGGCCGCACUGGCGUUGGUUCAGCGCGGCGUGCAUGCCGGACGGCUGGACUCGGCCGCGUCCGCAUCGUCAGCCAAGCUGCCGGGAACGCUUUUUAUUGGCGACCUCAAGCUGUCGACGCUCAAGUCGGCGCUGGCCGCGUCGCCCUUCCGCGUGCCGGCCGAAUUUGCGGGCGAGGGCAUGCUUGUGUGUGCGCCCGCCUCUUCCACCGCACCCGACGCUGUCACCGUGCAGAAACACGCAAAGGGCAAGAUCGUGAUCGAGGGAAACGUGACGCGCAACUUCCGCACCGUGCGCAACGCGGUAUACGCGCUGCACGCCAGCGUCGCCUCCAGUGCGCCCGUAGACGCAGCGUCGAAGUGA
Molecule: messenger RNA, 3159 nt
Organism: Moesziomyces antarcticus
Lineage: Eukaryota; Fungi; Basidiomycota; Ustilaginomycetes; Ustilaginales; Ustilaginaceae
Product: cleavage and polyadenylation specificity factor subunit
Exons: 1
Coding region: 1-3159 (1052 amino acids)
Biological process (GO): mRNA 3'-end processing by stem-loop binding and cleavage
Cellular component (GO): mRNA cleavage and polyadenylation specificity factor complex
Molecular function (GO): RNA binding
Source: RefSeq, a predicted model, not a curated record